AUGGGUAAUGGAACUGGAGGCUCCAAGCACCAACUACUGGUAGACAAAGCAGUCAAGAGCAGGCAAACCAACCUAAGCACAGCCUGGAUCGACUACCAGAAAGCACACAACUCAGCGCCCCACACAUGGAGCCCGAAAUGCCUGUCUCUGUCCAAGGUCAACAAGACACUAGGGACCUUCAUCGAGAACUCAAUAGGCCAUUGGAGGACAAUGCCUGAAGUUAACUCAAAGCUAUCAGGUGUGGAACAUACCAGGAGAGAGUGCAUCUCCAUCCACAUUGGGCAGGCGGGUGUCCAGAUUGGCAACGCAUGCUGGGAGCUGUACUGUCUGGAGCAUGGAAUCGAACCAGAUGGAAAUGCGGUGGGCACCAAGGUUACUGGCAGAGUGGACGACUCUUUCAGCACCUUUUUCAGCGAGACCAGUGCAGGAAGGCGUGUUCCUCGUGCAGUCUUUGUGGACCUAGAGCCAUCAGUGAUAGACGAGGUCAGGAAUGGGACUUACCAGGAUCUUUUCCAUCCGGAGCAGCUCAUCACUGGAAAGGAAGAUGCUGCAAAUAACUAUGCCCGGGGCCAUUACACCAUUGGGAAGGAGAUCAUCGAUGCGGUGCUGGAGCGUGUCCGGAAGCUGUCAGACCAAUGCAUGGGUCUCCAAGGCUUCCUGAUAUUCCACAGCUUUGGUGGAGGUACGGGAUCCGGCUUCACCUCCCUGUUGAUGGAGCGUCUAUCUGUCAAUUAUGGGAAGAAAUCCAAGCUGGAGUUUGCAAUCUACCCAGCUCCACAGAUCUCCACAGCCGUGGUGGAGCCCUACAACUCCAUUCUCACCACUCACACUACCUUGGAGCACUCUGACUGUGCCUUCAUGGUGGACAACGAAGCCAUUUAUGACAUCUGCUGUAGAAACCUCGACAUAGAUUGUCCCACAUACAUCAAUCUCAAUCGUCUGAUUGGCCAGAUAGUGUCCUCCAUCACUGCCUCACUGCGCUUCAACGGGGCUUUGAACAUCGACCUGACAGAGUUCCAGACGAACCUGGUCCCCUACCCACGCAUCCACUUCCCACUGGUCACCUACGCGCCCAUUAUCUCUGUGGAAAAGGCCUACCAUGAGCAGCUGUCCGUGGCCGAGAUCACCAACGCCUGCUUCGAGCCUGCCAACCAGAUGGUGAAGUGUGACCCUCGCCACGGAAAGUAUAUGGCAUGCUGCAUGCUCUACCGGGGUGACGUGGUGCCCAAGGACGUCAAUGCCGCCAUCGCCACCAUUAAGAACAAGCGGACGAUUCAGUUUGUGGACUGGUGCCCUACUGGGUUCAAGGUUGGGAUCAAUUACAAGCCUCCCACUGUGGUACCAGGGGGUGACCUGGCCAAGGUCCAGCGAGCCGUCUGCAUGCUGAGCAACAUGACAUCCAUAGCUGAAGCCUGGGCGCGCCUGGACCACAAGUUUGACUUGAUGUACACCAAGCGUGCAUUUGUCCAUUGGUUUGUGGGUGAGGGCAUGGAAGAGGGAGAGUUUGCAGAGGCAAGGGAAGAUUUGGCUACGCUGGAGAAAGACUAUGAAGAAGUGGGGGCAGACACCUUGCCAGAGGAAGAUGACGGAGAAGAAUACUGAAAGGCACAUUCUGGCCGUAUACAUAUCAAUAUCAAUACAUAUACUGUACAAGUUACCCUGUGCAACAUGUAAACUGCAAUGAAUAAAUUUUAAGAUUGUUGCUGUUUUAAGACCAUAAGACAUAGGAGCACAAUUAGG
This is a messenger RNA of Mobula hypostoma (lesser devil ray), 1740 nucleotides long. Its product is annotated as tubulin alpha-8 chain-like. Gene Ontology annotation, molecular function: GTP binding; structural constituent of cytoskeleton. Gene Ontology annotation, cellular component: microtubule; cytoplasm. NCBI's taxonomy places the organism in Eukaryota, Metazoa, Chordata, Chondrichthyes, Myliobatiformes, Myliobatidae. The record is from RefSeq and is a predicted model, not a curated record. Gene Ontology annotation, biological process: mitotic cell cycle; microtubule cytoskeleton organization. The coding region runs from base 1 to 1602 and encodes 533 amino acids. The transcript is spliced from 5 exons.